AUUUCAGCAGAAGUCAAUAUCAAAAUCAGACGAAUUUUCAAGUGAGUAAUAACAGACUGUUUGACAGUAAUUGGCUAAUUGCAUAAAGAUUAAAUUGGGGUUUUGAUUUAAUUAACAUAAAUAGAGCUGAUCCAUGCAAGCCAAAUACAUCUGAUUAAAUGGCUUUCUUUCAAUGGAGAAGAUUCAAUUUUUUUGAGCUACUUAAGGAAACAGACAGUGGUAACUUGGAAAGGUCAUUCAAGGAUGUGACAAUCACCUCUAGUUCCAGUGGAAGAGGACACAUCGUUCUUGGGGAUAACUUGGGUCUGGUUCAUCUCUUUGACAGGCAAUAUCAAAGGGAAUCCUUUAAAGCUUAUAAUGUAAAUACCAGUCAUGUGCUUCAACUGAAACAAUCACCAUUCCUUGGCACAGUUGGUGAAGAUGAUCCAGGAAUCAAUCCAGUAAUCAAAAUUUGGAAUUUGGAAAAGAAAGAUAUUCAUGGUUGCCCAGUAUGUGUUCAUCUAGUUCGUGCUCUACCGGGCAAUCGACCAGUUCCAGUCACAGCAUUCACGAUUGAUGAACAAAUGCAUUUGAUGGCAGCUGGUUUUGCGGAUGGCUCAGUAGUCCUCUACAGAGGAGACUUAAGUCGUGAACGUCACAGCAAACAGAAAUUUCUUCAGCCUGGAACAAGUCUUAUAGCUGGACUUUCAUUGCGAACUAAUCAGAAGUUAUCGCACUUGUACGUUGCAACGACAACAGCUGUCCUAACCUACACCAUCGCUUCCAAGGACAAGGAGAAAUAUGCAGAACUCGAUCGUGUGGGCUGUUCCCUAGGAUGUGUUGCUUUUGCUGACUCAAAACAAGGGCAACAUUUCAUGAUUGCUCGAAACGAUGCUGUUUACUGUUAUUCAGUGGAAGGAAGAGGGCCCUGUUAUGCAUUUGAAGGAGAGAAACUUGACCUGCAUUGGUUUCGUGGCUAUUUGGUCAUCGUAUCUAAAGUUGUUGGAAAAGGGGAUGUAGACAGCGACAAGACAACUGUUACCAUCUUUGACGUCAACAACAAGUUUAUUGCAUUUACAGCACCUAUUGCUAAUGCUUAUCGAGUCAUUUCGGAAUGGGGAUCACUGCUUGUUCUUACCAAGGAUAAAAAGGUUCACCAGUUAAUGGAAAAAGACUUGCACACCAAGUUAGACAUUCUGUUCAAAAAGAAUCUUUAUGAUGUUGCCAUCAGAGUUGCCAAGAGCCAACAAUAUGAUAUUGAAGGCCUUGUGGAGAUCUUUAAAUUAUAUGGUGAUCACUUAUACGCCAAGGGGAAUCACUCCGGAGCAAUGGAACAGUAUUUGAAAACGAUAGGUCGCUUGGAGCCAUCGUACGUCAUUAAAAAGUUCUUGGACGCUCAGCGCAUUCAUCAGUUGACAGCCUACCUUCAAGAGUUACAUAAACAAGGCCUCGCUAGUGAAGAUCACACGACGCUACUUUUAAAUUGCUACACAAAGCUGCGGGAUACGGAACGAUUAAACCAAUUCUUGAAUACUAAAGAUCAACGAAGUGAAUUCGACGUCGAAACUGCUAUUCGGGUCUGUCGACAGGCUGGUUAUUUCGAACAGGCGUUGCGUCUUUCCCAAGACCGAGAAAAGCACGAGUGGCAUCUUAAAAUACUAUUAGAAGACCUGUCUGAUUACCGACAAGCGCUGGAAUACAUAAAAAAAUUACCACCAGAUUUAGCCAAAGAAAAUCUGCUAGAGUAUGGCAAUGCACUUCUCGAAGAGCUCCCCGAUGACACUACAAAACUAUUACUGGAGUUGUGUUGCAAUAAGAGCAGCAACAGCGAAAUCUGUGACCCCCAAGAAUUUUUAUUGCUUUUCAUCAAUCACAACGAAAAAUUGGUUGAAUUUCUGGAAAACGUACUGCAGGUUCAUCCCAAUUCACAAAGUUCUCUUCAUUUUGCACUCCUCGAACAAUACCUUCUAAUGUGGACUAAGAAUAUUGCCGACCCGGAAUUGGAGAAAAAGAUCACACUUCUACUGCAGCACUCUUCUGUUUUGAGUGCGGCAGAUCGAGCUCUCUUCCUUUGCCAAACUCACAAGUUCCGACCAGGGAUUCUUUUCAUAUUUGAAAAAACUAAACUCUAUGGAGAAAUUCUCCAUUUCUACGCAAGCGAAAAUAACUUUGAAAAUGUUAUUGCAACCUGUAGAAGAUUUGGUCAGCAAGAGCCAUCAUUAUGGGUAAAAGCAUUUACAUUAUCAACUUCAAACGACAAAGUCACACCUGGUUGCUUGGCAGAAAUUUUGGCAUCUAUAGAGAAACUUAAACUUCUACCUGCCCUCAGGGUGAUUGAAAUGCUUUGUCGCUCCCCUAGCGCUACUUUGGGUCUCGCCCGAGAUUACUUGAUUCGUACUCUGCAAUCGGAUCAGUCGAACAUUAGUGAAGACGAGAGGCUCAUUCAGCAGUAUCGCCAAGAAACUGAAGCUGUGCGUGAAAAAAUUAAGGACAUAAAAACAAGCGCUCUAGUGUUUCAAGGUUCUAAAUGUAACGUUUGCAAUCAGCCAUUGGAACUACCUUCGGUCCAUUUCCUUUGUUUGCACUCAUUCCAUCAGCAUUGCUUCGAUAGUUAUGCCGACAACGAAAACGAAUGCCCAGCAUGUCACACAGAAAAUAAAAGGAUUUUGGAUAUCGUUCGGGCGCAGGAACAAAGCAAAGAUCUUCACGAAGCCUUUCAUGGGCAAUUGGAAAAAGCAGAUGACCCUUUCACCGUACUUGCCGAUUACUUUGGUCGUGGGGUCUUCAAUAGUUUGCCAUCCUGGGAGUCAGCCAUUUCCGGUCACCAAGGAGUUCGCAGUGAAUUGCCAUCCGUGUCCUGGGGUCCUCAGAAUGCUGGUCCCGGUUCUGAAGCAAAGCUGCGUAAGAAUGAAGGAAAGAACACUAUAAGUUCUACAGGAUUCGCAAAUGAAGGUCGUAUGAGAUUGCAGGAAAGUGCGUCGGUUCGGCCUACUAGAGAUGUGACUGAAGGUCGAUUGCGAAAUGCUGAAGUCAUUGGAGCAGCGGAACGAGUUGCAUCGAGCGCAGCGGCAACCACAACCUCCGAAGCAAGACACCGACUUCAGGAAGGAACCACAAAGAAAAAUUAUCAAACUGCGUCCGUUGAAAUUCCCCGUCAAACGGUGGCUUCGCAGUCAGCCACGAGUGUACCAAACUAUGUAGGAACGAGAGCAGUUCCUGCAGUAUCUGACCUCAGUACGUCACUCAGAAAACAGGAGGUUAACAAAUUACCUCCAAGUAAAACUGGCGCGAAUAAAAUUUCAGUUGGACCGGAAAAUCCGUUUAAGGAUGAUAAUUAUGACGAAACGAAAAAUCCUUUUGCGGAUGAGGAACCUACCAAUCCUUUCGGUGACGACGACCACGACGAUUAUAAUGACAGUCUAAAUCCUUUUGCUGAAUGAUAGGCUUA
Daphnia pulex (common water flea) is the source of this 3427-nucleotide messenger RNA. It is a transcript of the gene Vps11, whose product is annotated as vacuolar protein sorting-associated protein 11 homolog. Gene Ontology annotation, cellular component: endosome; HOPS complex. Bases 159 to 3419 code for a protein of 1086 amino acids. The record is from RefSeq and is a predicted model, not a curated record. Gene Ontology annotation, molecular function: protein binding; protein-macromolecule adaptor activity. The transcript has 17 exons. Gene Ontology annotation, biological process: vesicle-mediated transport; organelle fusion; vacuole organization. NCBI's taxonomy places the organism in Eukaryota, Metazoa, Arthropoda, Branchiopoda, Diplostraca, Daphniidae.